CGGUAGCGGCGGUGGCGGCGGCGGCGACGGCGGCGGCGGCGGCGGCUGCUGGUCGCUGGCAGAGCGCGAGACGCCAUGGCGGCGGACGGAGAGCGCUCCCCGCUGCUGUCCGAGCCCGGCGACGGCGGCGCUGGAGGCAACGGUUUAGCGGGCCCGGGCGGGAGCGCGACCGGGCCCGGUGGAGGCCUGACGCCCUCCGCACCUCCGUACGGAGCCGGUAAACAUGCCCCGCCCCAGGCAUUCCCCCCGUUCCCCGAGGGGCACCCAGCCGUGCUGCCGGGAGAGGACCCACCCCCCUACUCACCCCUGACUAGCCCGGAUAGUGGGAGCGCCCCCAUGAUUACCUGUCGAGUCUGUCAGUCUCCGAUCAACGUGGAAGGCAAGAUGCAUCAGCAUGUAGUCAAAUGUGGUGUCUGCAACGAAGCCACCCCCAUCAAGAAUGCACCCCCGGGAAAGAAGUAUGUUCGAUGUCCCUGUAAUUGUCUCCUUAUCUGCAAGGUGACUUCCCAGCGGAUUGCCUGCCCUCGGCCCUACUGCAAAAGAAUCAUCAACCUAGGGCCUGUGCAUCCAGGACCUCUGAGUCCAGAACCACAGCCAAUGGGUGUCAGGGUCAUCUGUGGACAUUGCAAGAAUACGUUUCUGUGGACAGAAUUCACUGACCGAACCUUGGCACGAUGUCCUCACUGCAGGAAAGUGUCAUCUAUUGGCCGCAGAUAUCCUCGGAAGAGAUGUAUCUGCUGCUUCUUGCUUGGUUUACUCUUGGCAGUCACUGCCACUGGCCUUGCUUUUGGCACAUGGAAGCCUGCACAGCAAUAUGGAGGGAUCUACGCAGCCUGGGCAUUUGUCAUUUUGCUGGCUGUUCUAUGUUUGGGCCGGGCCCUUUAUUGGGCCUGUAUGAAGGUCAGCCAUCCUGUCCAGAACUUCUCCUGAGCCCCUUGAUCCAGUCUGUGCCUGGCAGCUGCCUGGCAGCAACAGUAACACUACAAAAGGCUCUCUGUGGACUUCUGCAAGGAAGCCAAGCAGCUGCCUCCUUCUCCCCUGGGGAGAGGUAGGAAGGAACCAGUCCCUUACUUAGGUUUGGAAGGGUAGGUAAGACCAUUGCUGGCUGUCUGCUUUCCUCCAGGGUUGCUGUUUAGGGUAAAUAGGCAAAAUGUUGCCCCUAAGCCUGGAUCCUAAAGAUGGUUCUAGCCACGUCCUUCCUGUAUGUGCUCCCUGAGAACCAUUCCUGACCCUUAGACAUUCCAGGGCAGGGUGGGGGUGGGAAGUGGGGGGGUGUUCCCCUCCCUCUUGUGCACCAUUAGGACCUUGCUGCUGCUAUUGCACUUCACCAGGGGCUGGCUCUGGUCUCAGUACCUUCAGUCCCUUCUCCCCACUUGUCCUGUGGGGUGGAGUCAGCCACUGCUCUGUACAGAACUACAGGAACUGAUGUAUAUAGAACUAUUUAAUAUGGAAUAUGGUCCCCUAAUUCUGUAUUUCCCUGAAUUCUUCCUGGCUUUCCUUACUUCCAGUUGCAGUACUGAACUGGGCUGAGGUAGGGUCGCUGUCUCAGGAGACGUUAGGGAUUCAUCUGUGCUUGUAAAUAAAUAAUGUCAUGACUCUAACCUUU
This is a messenger RNA of Microtus ochrogaster (prairie vole), 1606 nucleotides long. It is a transcript of the gene Pip4p1, whose product is annotated as phosphatidylinositol-4,5-bisphosphate 4-phosphatase 1. Gene Ontology annotation, biological process: phosphatidylinositol dephosphorylation. Gene Ontology annotation, molecular function: phosphatidylinositol-4,5-bisphosphate 4-phosphatase activity. NCBI's taxonomy places the organism in Eukaryota, Metazoa, Chordata, Mammalia, Rodentia, Cricetidae. The record is from RefSeq and is a predicted model, not a curated record. Gene Ontology annotation, cellular component: phagocytic vesicle membrane; late endosome membrane; lysosomal membrane.